UUAAUAAUAACGCGUUUAUAUUUUUAAAAACAAACAUUGAGAAGCCUUUAACAUAAACGUUUAUCAUGAUCCGCAUUUUUAAUGCGUCAACAACGGAAAGGAUGUCACUAUAAUCGAGAAAGUACAAAUGAAUUUCUGCAAAGAAAACCCGACAGACCAACGGCCUAUACCAUCUUUGUGCCCCACGGGAUUGACGAUAGCGAUUUUUGUCAAAUUUGAUCACCACGAGACAGCAUUCCAAGCAUUAGCUUAUCGACAACACUAAAGGCAGUUGCUGUAAACAGCAAGGCUGUUUCUCGACUUUUUUUUGUUAACUCUGCGUUAGAGAUUACCAAUAUUCAGGACAGAAGGAUAAAAUGUAAAAUACAGACGGCCGAAAGAUAACAGGGUACAAAAAGACGGGAAAUUAAAACGGAGAAAUUCCAGAAGUAUAUACAUACGGUUGCCAUGCCCCCGAGAGCCUAGUGUGUAACUUGAGUACAAUACUCUUAUCACACUGCGCUGCGUUGCAAGUGCUAUUUAUAACUGUCUGCCGACUGGAAUAUUUUGUGUAUACCUAUAAUUUUAAGCGCUAUUUUCUGGUAGCGGUCCUUCAGUAUUUCUGCCAAGUAUUUUUGGGAAUACUCUUGUCAUUCUACGGGCAAAGAAGUCGUGAUUUGAUAUAUGACACAACUCGAACAUCUGGCAAAGAUACGCAACAACACCAAAAGAUGACUGCGCUGAGACGAUUACUCUUGAUAUUUGCCAUCGCCAUGCUUUUCUAUUCCGCUUAUAACACUCACGCACAAGACGUGGAUGAAUGUGCAUUAAAAACUAAUAAUAGUUGUCAUAGUCAAGCUACGUGCAGAAAUGAUACUGGAUCAUACACAUGUAUAUGUAAUUACGGAUUCUCAGGAAAUGGAACAAUUUGCGAAGACAUUGAUGAAUGCCAGUCGCAACUUCACAUGUACUUUUGCCAUCCUCAAGUCACUUGUGUGAAUACAAUUGGAACAUACGUUUGUGUCUGUAAUAAAGGAUUUUCAGGAAAUGGAAAAAUUUGCGAAGACGUGGAUGAGUGUGCGUUAGGGACUCAUCAAUGUCCUUCUCAAAACUCGUGCAACAAUACUAUUGGAUCAUACGUUUGUACAUGUGGCGAAGGAUUCACGGGAAAUACCACAAUCUGCGAAGACAAAGAUGAAUGUGCGUUGGGUAACCAUGCUUGUCAUUCUCAAGCAACGUGCAACAAUACAAUUGGAUCAUACACCUGUUCUUGUAACGAAGGAUUUACAGGAAAUGGCACCAUCUGUGCAGACGAAGAUGAAUGUGUGUUAGAGACCCACAUUUGUGAUUUAAAUGCACGGUGCAACAACGCUAUUGGCUCAUACACGUGCACUUGUAACAAAGGAUUCACAGGAAAUGGAACCUUUUGUAAAGACCAAGAUGAAUGCAUGUUGAAAAACCAUAGUUGCCAUUUUUAUGCGACAUGCAACAAUACUAUUGGCUCAUACGCCUGUACGUGUAAAAACGGUUUUUUGGGAAAUGGGACCAUCUGUAAAGACGAAGAUGAAUGUGCGUCGGGUAACCAUAGUUGUCAUUCUAAAUCCACGUGCAACAAUACUAUUGGAUCAUACACCUGUUCUUGUAAUGAAGGAUUUACGUGGGAUGGAAAAGAUUGCAAAGCAUUAGACGAAGAUGAAUGUGCGUUGGGUCACCAUAGAUGUCAUUCUCAAGCCUCGUGCAACAACACCAUUGGGUCAUACACCUGUUCGUGUAAUAAAGGAUUUACAGGAAAUGGAACAUUUUGCAGAGUGUUAAAAGACGACAAAUGUUUGUUGGGAACCCACGGAUGUCAUCUUUAUGCCUCGUGUAGCAAUAUCAAUGAUUCGUACACCUGCACUUGUAAUGCGGGAUUUUCAGGAAAUGGGACUGAUUGCAAAGACGUAGAUGAAUGUGAGCAGAAAACUUAUCGUUGCCAUAGUAAUGCCACGUGCAAAAAUAACAUUGGAUCGUACGCCUGCGAUUGUAACGAAGGAUUUAUGGGAAAUGGAACAAUUUGCGAAGACAUUGAUGAGUGUACGUCGUACCUUCACAUGAUGUACAGUUGCCCUUUGGAAACCACUUGCAGAAAUACAAUUGGAUCAUUCGACUGUGCUUGCAAUAAAGGGUUUACAGGAAUCGGGAUUUGCAGAGACGAAGAUGAAUGUGCGUCGGGUAAUCAUAGCUGCCAUUCUCAAGCAACUUGCAACAACACUAUUGGAUCAUACACCUGUUCUUGUAAUAAAGGAUUUACAGGAGAUGGAAAAGAUUGCAAAGAAUCUCGUCAAGUUUGUUUCUCGGCGAGAAAUAAAUCAAACGACGAAAUGGACAGACUGAUUAAGAAGCUAAACGAGCUCCAUCGUGAAAACAAAUCAGAAGAAGAACGAAAAAAAGGUGCGCAAGAGAUUAUAAACGAUCUGGCCUGCCUCACAAAUCUUGACUCUGUUGGAGUUGAACCCAACGGAACGAAUCAACAAAAUUUACCGCAGGCCGUAGAAAUACUUCAAAGACUUGUUUCUCUAAAUAUUUCGGAUAAAAAUUUUGACCUUCUGCGUCCUGCAAACAAUAUAUUGGAUCCUAGAAAUGCGAUCUCUUGGAGCUCUAUGAAGGACGGGAAAUUAAUCCGAGAACUGGUGAUGACUUUGCAAACGUACGGAAUCCAGCUAGGAAAUAUCUUAAAAAGCGAUGCAUCCUCGUCCUCUACGUCCCGUACCCAAUCAAACGUACAAUUGCGGGUCAAAUACAUGAAUCAAAGUCGCUUGGCACAAGGAGAAGGACUCUUCACUUUUCCGAACGCAUCCUUCAAUAUUUCACGUGAUGCACUUCCGAAGGAUUCUCGUGCUGUGGUAGCAGUCGUUUGGUAUAAAACAUUAAGCAGCUUUCUGGUGGACAAGGUGCAUGCUGAAGGUGAUACUGAAGGUAGUAUAAAGAGUACAAUCAUCAGCGCAACAGUUCGACCUCAACCACUGAAGACGCCUUUUAAAGAACCUGUUCGUAUCAGCUGGGAAACAAGCGAGUCAGGAAAGGGCGAAUUUAGGUCAUGUGCGUACUGGAAGCCAGAAAUAAGUGAAAGUAAAUGGAAAACAGACGGAUGUCAAGGAGUUACAGCCAAGCCGAGUAGCACCCGGUUUACAUGUGAAUGUUUUCAUCUAACAGCUUUCGCUUACACCGACAUUUUAAAAGAAAAGAUAAGCGAAGAAGAACGAAGGAGUGUCCAUGCGAUGUCCAUCGUUGGCUGUAGCAUCUCACUGGUUUGUGUAUUGCUUGCGAUACUCGCACACUAUUUCUGGUGGAGACGACUUGACGAGACGGCCAUAGUUCCAACAAAACUCUUCAUGAAUCUCUGCGCUGCGAUUGCAAUGGCAAAUUUCUUUUGCAUCCUCGCUGAAUCUGCACUAAGUUAUGAGACGUUCUGUACAGUUUCAUCAACAUUUUUGUAUUUGUUUGUCUUGGUUCUUUUUGGAUUGAUGUUAUGCGAAGGAAUCAUGAUUUACCUUCGACUUACAAAUGUCUACUUUGUUUCCGGUUGGGGAGGGAAAUAUCUGAAGGCAUUCUACGCUUUUUGCUGGGGAAUACCAGUAAUCAUUGUGGUGUUAUUGGCUGCAGCAAUUAGUGGCGAAGGUGAUUUCAUAACCGAAUAUGCAUGUUGGUGCCGUAAAGGAAGUCCACCAUUUUGGACUUUUAUUGUUACUCUGUGUGCAAUCAUACUGAUCAACUUAGUCAUCUUUCUUCUGGUGUUGCGGCAUGCUUCAUUCUCCCGAGGUUCGAGCAUAACCCGUCCGAGAGAUGAUAGCAAAAAUAAAAGCGCGACCUUUUCUGUGAAAGGUGCUGCGGUGCACCUUAUUCUUCUUUUUCUCACAUGGAUGUUUGCUCUACUUGCGUUCCAUGAAAAUAAAGAUGUGUUUAGAUAUCUUUUUGCCAUAUUCAACAUCUUGCAGGCAGCACUGAUGUUGGUUGUUUGUCACUUGACUUUGAAUAGAAAGAUGCCCAGAGAAGAGGGAUUACAUGAGGAGGAAGGCACUGAAAAGACCCCAAUGGCGACUUCACCACUUUAAAUUGUGUCAAGCAAUCUACAUGACGGGCAGCUUGAAAUUUAAAAAAAGAAGACCGUAGAACAGUCAACUAGAUGUAGGGUAUAUAAUUAAACUAGUUAGAAUGUAAAAUAACACCAAGACUAUUUUAGGAACGCUAAAGCCUGCCGCACACGAGAGCUAUCAGCUGAGCUAACGACCACGCGAGGCAGUUAGUGCAGCCCGAAAACCAUCUGCACACGUAAGAAACUACCUCUCGAGGCGAAUUCCUCAUGAAAACUAUCCGCACACGAGAGUAACUUACUUGCUUGCUGAGCUAACAGUGUCACGAGGUCCUUAGCUCAGCUAUUAGGGACCUUACGCUACACCAAAUCUACGACGCGGACGUGAAGUAAUACUAAAAUUAUAGACUCCUUUUGGUAAACAAGGUCAGAGCUGUAUUUAAAACGAAUUAAAACUGGUUUUCUAACAAUUCCGGCUGAUUUCAUGUCACGUCCGCGCCGUAGAUUUGGUGCAUCUUAAGGUCCCUAGCUCUCAUGUGCGGCGGGCUUAAGAUUAUCCCAAAGAUCGUAAUAGGCGGGAGUUUUAUUUUGCGAUGAAUUUCAAAACCUAAUCUACUGUUUAGGUUAGACAAAGUAAACCUACUUAGUUCUCUGUUGCGAUUUUGAGGCUAUAGUUUAAUGUUAUUUUAAUCCUUGAUAGUUAUAUGUUCGUUUCGUGUAAAAU
Molecule: messenger RNA, 4772 nt
Organism: Dendronephthya gigantea
Lineage: Eukaryota; Metazoa; Cnidaria; Anthozoa; Malacalcyonacea; Nephtheidae
Product: adhesion G protein-coupled receptor E2-like
Exons: 22
Coding region: 711-4070 (1119 amino acids)
Biological process (GO): cell surface receptor signaling pathway; G protein-coupled receptor signaling pathway
Cellular component (GO): membrane
Molecular function (GO): calcium ion binding; G protein-coupled receptor activity
Source: RefSeq, a predicted model, not a curated record